UAACCGCUAAUUUCACGCGGUACACGAAGCAGGCGGUAGCAGGACAGCCUCUUCCUGUUCCAUAGAACAUUUAUUGUCUAUGGCUUCUGGUAUUAUGGUCUUAUGCAACCUGUCAUUACUAUCUUAUAUUCAUCACAGAUAAAAGUCGUGAGGCAUGUUAUGCUCAACCGUAAUACCUUUUUCCAAAACGUCUUUUUUUUCUCACGUGUGACAAAUGUAAAAUUUCGUCUGCGAAAUUUCACUUCAAUUGGAGGAUCACUUUCUUUUGACAGGAUGUCUGCAUCUUGAUGCCAUUUUUACAUGGAAACACUUUUUCAUAAUGUUACUCCGUAAUGCUCCUUUGUGGCUCAGUCGUAAUGGAACACACACCUCGAGUUCAAAAUUUCUCUCGAUCUUGUAUUCAACAAGUGCUUCUCAACAAGGACCCAAAGAAACAUCACUGCUGGAAGAACCAUGGAUCAGCAUAUCAGAAAAAACUAAAUUGCAUAUUGAUUCCUUAAAUCCAGCAAUUUUGUGUCCACCAGAAAAAUUGUUCAUAGGUGCUCAAACAAAUAUUGCCAAUUUUGUAAAAGUUAGUGGACUGGCAGGAGUCAAAGAUGCAAAUUGGAAACCAAUGGAAUUUGAUGUCAGCAAACUCCAUACAUAUUGUUUGAUGCUCUCAAAAAUAAGACUCACCACUCUUGUGGUGAUUACAACAAUGGGUGGUUAUGCUCUGGCACCAACAGCCUUUGAUCUUCAAACGUUUGUUAUGUGUUCGCUGGGAACAGGCAUGGUAUCUGCAACUGCAAAUUCAAUCAACCAAUUUUUUGAAGUACCAUUCGACUCACAGAUGUCGAGGACAAAAAAUAGGGUCCUUGUGCGUGGUUACUUAACCCCUGCUCAAGCAAUCAUUUUGGCAGCAACAUCCGGUAUCGUAGGACUUUCGAUACUUUAUUUUCAAGUGAAUGGAUUGACUGCUGGACUUGGAGCUGCCAAUCUUGUCCUUUACACGAUUAUAUAUACUCCGAUGAAACGAUACAGUAUUUCAAACACCUGGGUCGGAGCUGUUGUUGGUGCUAUUCCUCCAUUAAUGGGAUGGUCCGGUUGUACCGGCGACAUAUUUGCUCCUGGUGCAUGGAUUAUGUCUGGUUUGCUUUAUGCCUGGCAAUUUCCGCACUUCAACGCUCUUUCGUGGAACUUACGACCAGAUUAUUCACGAGCUGGUUAUCGAAUGAUGGCAGUGACGAAUCCAGUGCUUUGUCGACGAACUGCCUUUCGUUAUACAGCCGUCAUCAUGGGAUUGUCUUAUCUUACACCCGUGCUUGAAGUUACUAAUUGGUGGUUUGCUCUUGGGGCAACUCCAUUGAACGCGUAUUUUCUAUAUCUUGCGUGGAGAUUCAACAAAAAUUCAGACAGCGCAAGUUCCCGCAAAUUGUUCAGGUUCUCACUCGUCCAUUUGCCGGUACUGAUGUUGAUGAUGCUGUUGUGUAAAAAAUAUUGGGCAAGUGGAAACGAAAAACAAAAUCAAAGGAGCUUGACGGAAACGAUACGUCAACCUGCAAAUGAUGUUCUGAGUAUCUUGACAAGAACCCUCACGCCAACGGGAUCAUCAGUAUGAAAAACUCUUGAAUUCAACAAUUAACGUAGAAUAUAUAUAUAUAUAUAUAUAUAUGUAUAUUUAUAGUAUUUCCGCAGUGGUAAUAUUCACUGCGGGAAAAACGUGAAUAAUGUACAAAGUUCUGUUAAAGAAAAUAUCAUUUUCACUGAGUUCCUUCAUCUUAA
Venturia canescens is the source of this 1761-nucleotide messenger RNA. RefSeq names its product Cytochrome c oxidase assembly factor 10 (gene Cox10). Gene Ontology annotation, cellular component: mitochondrion; membrane. Lineage: Eukaryota; Metazoa; Arthropoda; Insecta; Hymenoptera; Ichneumonidae. Gene Ontology annotation, molecular function: protoheme IX farnesyltransferase activity. Gene Ontology annotation, biological process: heme A biosynthetic process. The coding region runs from base 320 to 1597 and encodes 425 amino acids. The transcript has 7 exons. The record is from RefSeq and is a predicted model, not a curated record.